Messenger RNA from Thelazia callipaeda (thelaziosis nematode), 1173 nucleotides. NCBI's taxonomy places the organism in Eukaryota, Metazoa, Nematoda, Chromadorea, Rhabditida, Thelaziidae. The record is from the annotation of a GenBank genome assembly.
AUGCGUAUUUUUGAGAUUGCCCCUGAAUUGCGCAAAUAUCGGCUGAUGAAAAUUGGCUUUUUUGGUAAUUUUCUUUACGUCACACCAUGCUGCACUGAUCGUAUUGAAAUAUGGUCGAUACACUCUUUCAUUCCUAAUUCUUGGUCAAAAUUAUUCAGUUUACCGCUCAUUCAGCUCCUUUACUCGUUCUAUGCUGUCUCACCUUCUGAGCCUUUCAUCUACGCCCUCGUUGUUGCACUGUUUGAAUGCGAUGUACCACGUAUUUCAUUGUUGCGUAUAAAUUUAGAAAAUAGUUCGUGUGAUAUUUUCAACCUUGAUACGGUAUCUGGAGAUGAGUUCGAAAACAAAGUUUACUUAGAAAACAUAGUACUUGGAUGUGGAGAGCAAGAGUUAUACAUGUAUGAAAGGAGCGUAGUAAUGGGGCCAAUUCCAUUCUGGAAAAUUGCACUUCUUGAGGACAGCAUGACAUUUGUGAUCAUAAAUGAAACGAUUGCUGCAGAUGAGCAUGAAGAAAAAUGUUCUCGUUUUCCAAUGGUACUAGAUGGUGAUAAAAGAAAAGUCUUUAAGCUACGAGAUAACCAUGAUAUUAUAAUUUAUAGUGGAGAAAGUAAUUCCUGGAAUACCUAUCUACCAUCAUCAAAUACUCAUACAGAUCUGAAUUUGCUACGGGUUAAAGGUGUCAGAGAAACAUAUGGACAAGUAGUACAUCGAAUGGGAGCUGUAGAAUCACCACUUACUUUUUACGUCAGUGAAGGCAUUUGCAUUGCUAAAAUUUUUCGAGAUGCAUCUCAUGCGUUUUAUUUCAUCAUGUUCGACGAUGAACUAAAAUGUUGUCAUAUAGUACCGGCUGGUAAAUGUCGUCUUCCCACACAUAUUCAGCAGCGGUUUUACGGAGUACUUUCCAUUAAUACUUUUGAUAAAAUCAUAAAUUUUGGGGUCGGAGCUUUUCAUGAAUAUCGAUUGUUACAGGUCUGUACAAAAACUCAGUUUGUAUUCAUAUGUUCGACAGGUGUGGCUUUUGUUCCUCUUGAACCACCAACACUACGACAGUUAUCAUUUCUCGCAGUACAACGCCAGUACUGCAAAGUUGUUGGUGACAUUUGGCGUGGUGGAAUAUCAGAACGAAGAAUAAGAGCUCAUUGUUCUUAUAGCACAACCAAAAAACUUCUUUAA